Messenger RNA from Lachancea mirantina, 1260 nucleotides. Lineage: Eukaryota; Fungi; Ascomycota; Saccharomycetes; Saccharomycetales; Saccharomycetaceae. The record is from the annotation of a GenBank genome assembly.
AUGACAAGAACCUUCACCAUAGUGAUUAAGCUGGGGUCUUCUUCUCUCGUGGAUGAGAGGACCAAAGAGCCCAGAUUGGCAAUUAUGUCGCUGAUUGUUGAGACGGUGGUCAAACUUCGCAGAAUGGGUCAUAAAGUGAUAAUAGUGUCGAGUGGAGGCAUUGCAGUAGGUCUUAAGACGCUUAACAUGGACAAACGUCCCAAACAUUUAUCCCAAAUUCAGGCGAUAGCUGCCGUGGGGCAAGGCCGUUUGAUUGGAAGAUGGGAUUCUCUUUUUUCGCAAUUUGGGCAAAGAAUUGCACAGAUUUUGAUCACUAGAAAUGAUAUUCGGGAUUGGACUCAAUACAAAAACGCGCAGAAUACGAUUUACGAACUCUUGCAGAUGGGGGUAGUGCCCAUUGUGAAUGAAAACGAUACUCUUUCCGUGAGUGAGAUUAAAUUUGGUGAUAACGAUACAUUAUCGGCGAUAACCGCUGCGAUGUGUGGUGCAAACUACUUGUUUCUUCUCACUGACGUGGAUUGCUUGUACACGGACAACCCCAGAACAAAUCCUGAUGCGAAACCGAUUCUCAUUGUUCCAAGUCUUGCCAAUGGGUUCCCUAGUGUCAAAACUUCUAGUGGUUCCGGUUCAGACGUCGGAACAGGUGGUAUGACUACAAAAUUGAUAGCGGCGGAGCUUGCGACCAACGCAGGCGUGAACACAAUAAUUAUGAAAAGCACACAGCCAGGCAAUAUUUAUAAAGUAGUGUCUUACAUGCAAAGCCAAGACGCGGACGAACCCAACGACGCCCUUGAUUCUGACGAAUUACAAGAACAAGAGCUUCGGAAGUUGGAAGCGGCAGAUGUUCCACUGCAUACACGAUUUGUGGCCAAUGAAAAUCAAGACCAUUUGAAAAGUCGCGAGUUUUGGAUGCUUCAUGGCCUUUUAAGCAAGGGCUCUAUUGUCAUUGACACUGGUGCAUAUGCUGCGUUGACCCGAAAGGACAAGGCAGGGUUGUUGCCUGCUGGAGUUAUAGAUAUCGAGGGUCAUUUUCAUGAGAAUGAAUGCGUUGAUCUCAAAGUUGGCCAAAGACUCGCGGAUGGAGCGCUGGAUCCAGAUGCCGUUCUACAGACCGUCGGUAGAGCACGUUGUAAUUACAACAGCAUUGAGAUCAAUAAGAUCAAGGGACUCCAAAGUGGCGAAAUCGAGAACGCUUUGGGUUACGCUGAUAGCGAAUACGUUGCGCAUAGAGAAAACCUUGCAUUCCCACCGCAUCAGUAA